Messenger RNA from Tupaia belangeri chinensis (Chinese tree shrew), 1308 nucleotides. It is a transcript of the gene CIDEB, whose product is annotated as cell death inducing DFFA like effector b. The coding region runs from base 195 to 857 and encodes 220 amino acids. The record is from RefSeq and is a predicted model, not a curated record. Gene Ontology annotation, biological process: apoptotic process; regulation of apoptotic process. The transcript has 5 exons. NCBI's taxonomy places the organism in Eukaryota, Metazoa, Chordata, Mammalia, Scandentia, Tupaiidae.
CCCUCCCCUCUCUGGACUUUGUCCUUACUGGCCAGGCUGGGGGCCAGAGUCUGCGCCUGACUCAUCCUCCACCUCACCAGUGCUGAAUUGCGGCAUUUUUAACUGAAAACACCACUUCAGAGUUCAGCACGGGAGAAAAAUCAUAUCAUCCAGCCCAGAGUCACUGGAGCGGUGACUCUCCGACUCCUUCCACCAUGGAGUACCUCUCAGCCCUGAACCCCAGCGGCCUGCUCAGGUCAGUAUCCAACAUGAGUUCCGACCUUAGCCGUAAGGUCUGGACCUCAGCUCCACCUCCCCAGCGACCUUUUCGUGUCUGCGAUCACAAGCGGACCAUCCGGAAAGGUCUGACAGCUGCCACCCGCCAGGAGCUGCUAGACAAGGCAGAGAAGACCCUGCUGCUGAGUGAAGACCUUACACUGGUGCUGGAGGAGGAUGGGACUACCGUGGACAGUGAGGACUUCUUCCAGCUGCUGGAAGAUGACACAUGCUUGAUGGUGCUAGAGUCUGGGCAGAGCUGGAGCCCCACAAGGAGUGGAGUGCUAUCAUAUGGCCUGGGCCGAGAGAAGCCUAAGCACAGCAAGGACAUCGCCCGCAUCACCUUCGAUGUAUACAAGCAAAACCCUCGGGACCUCUUUGGCAGCCUGAACGUCAAAGCCACAUUCUACGGGCUCUAUUCCAUGAGUUGUGACUUUCAAGGACUUGGCCCCAAAAAAGUACUCAGGGAGUUCCUGCGUUGGACCUCCAAGCUGCUGCAAGGCCUGGGCCACAUACUGCUGGGAAUCUCCUCCACCCUCCGCCAUGUACUGGAGGGUGCUGAGCAGUGGCAGCAUCGCCAGGGUCGCCUCCAUGCCUACUGAGAAGGAGCUCUGAGUUUCUGCCCUGAACACAUUCCAAGAGACACACUAUGAGGACUGUGACAGCUUCAGAUUUGGGGACCUGCAGACAAGGCAGGCUAGACAACUUACCCGAUUUUCUUUACUCUCAUCUGACCCAUCACAACAGACCUAAGCCUUACAGCAUCGAGCCUUACGCCCCCUGCCUAUACCCUUUUCCUGAAGGAUGCUGUUCUAUUCCCACAUUCCAGCCUCCCAUUUCCCCUGAAAGGCCACAAGUCUGUCCCCAGGCCUUUGGAUCUCACGUGACCCUGCUACAUGUAGAUAUCCUUUACUGAUCCUCCUGCCCUCAGGGAAGCUCCCCAGCACGCUGAUGACACCCCCUCUGACUUUACCUUGAGAUCUCUGCUUUUCCAUAUCCUCCCCUCAAAAAAACCCCCCACGAACAUUUCCAAUAAAAAUAUAAAAAAGUUUA